Messenger RNA from Oryzias melastigma (Indian medaka), 4113 nucleotides. RefSeq names its product receptor-associated protein of the synapse, 43kD (gene rapsn). The transcript has 8 exons. NCBI's taxonomy places the organism in Eukaryota, Metazoa, Chordata, Actinopteri, Beloniformes, Adrianichthyidae. Gene Ontology annotation, biological process: chemical synaptic transmission. Bases 1078 to 2349 code for a protein of 423 amino acids. Gene Ontology annotation, cellular component: synapse. The record is from RefSeq and is a predicted model, not a curated record. Gene Ontology annotation, molecular function: protein-membrane adaptor activity; acetylcholine receptor binding.
UUAAAUCUCAUCCACCUCCUGACUCUGAACACAAGGAGCAGCUUUUGGACUGUUGGAUGGAUGGCUAAUGUGGCAUUUAAAAAGUGUUUUCCAUUUUGCUACUUAAAACUUGGCUUUCCGUCACAUUUUUGUCACUGACUGAAAAGUUGAGGCGGAGAAAGCUACUAUCGAGAGGCCAAAACUUUGAUCCUAUUGAUGUGCUGCAGGAGUGUGUGCGGUUGAAACCCAAGCUGAGGAACAUGUCAGACUUUGUGAACUAUUCUAAGCAUCGGUUGCUGACUCUGAGGUGAGGGGGAGGCGAGGGUUUAUGGGGGGGCCCCUUAUGCGUCUCCAUAAGAGUUCUCAGCCGGAACAUACAGCCACCGCAAGCACUUUCUGAUGCAGAGUUAAUUAAUUGUUGGUAAAAUAAAUGAAAUUAUGUUUAAUUUAUAUGCUGUUCUGCUCAGAUGAUCUUUUUUUGUAACGUUUUGUUUUAAAAGUUGAAUAAAUUAGUGAAAGAAGGACAAAAAUUCUGGAUUUUCUCAGCAAUGUUCCAGUGAAUGUAGAUUGUUAGGAAGUAAAGUGACCUUGGGACAGUUUAUUGAGGGCAGAACAUAAUUCCUGAAGGGACACAUGGUCUAGAGUGACAAGGCCAUCUGCUUUUGCGCCAGCACCAAGAGGAAGGUGGAGGGGGUGGGAUGGAGGGUUGCUGAGAAUUCCUUUGGCUUGGGUGUGGAGGAAGGAGAUAUUCUGGGAUAUCACCGUUAGCACCCAGCCGGGAUACAAGAUUUUUCACAUGGAAAUCUGAAGGAGGAGAAUUUUUUUCAUUCUUUAUGGGACUGAAUUGUUGUCCAGUCGGAAGGAGAUGACACUUUCUUGGCCUUUACAAUUCAUUUAGUGAUCAUGGUGUCGGUGUGUCGCCGCUCUGGUUCUGCGGAUCCAGUUUCCCCCGCGUCUCAGCCCAGCCGGAACUGACAGAAGUGGGAUUUGGUUAGGCCUUUCGGCACCAGCCUCUCUCACAGAAUCUUCUUCAAGGAUCUCCUUUCGCCUCGGAUCUACUCCCUAAAUGCCCUGUGGAAGCUUUUGCGCUUGAAACGAAUGAAUAUUUUUAUGAGGCACCUUGCAGCAGAGAUGGGUCAGGACCAAACGAAACAACAGAUCGAGAAGGGCCUGAGAUUGUACCAGUCCAACCAGACAGACAAAGCCUUGCAUGUUUGGACAAAAGUGCUGGAAAAAACCUCUGAUCCUGGAGGGAAAUUUCGGGUGCUGGGGUGUCUGAUCACAGCUCACUCAGAAAUGGGAAAAUACAAAGACAUGCUUAAGUAUGCUCUCGAACAGAUAGACACAGCCAGAGAAAUGGAGGACCCAGACUACCUGACUGAAGGCUACCUGAACUUGGCACGCAGCAAUGAAAAACUGUGUGAGUUCCAGAAAACAGUCUCUUACUGCAAAACCUGCUUAAACAUGCAAGGUACCACUGUAAGCCUGCAGCUCAACGGCCAGGUAUGUCUUAGCAUGGGCAACGCCUAUCUCGGCCUCAGUGUCUUCCAGAAAGCACUGGAGAGCUAUGAGAAGGCCCUGCGCUACGCACACAACAACGAUGACAAGAUGCUGGAGUGCAGAGUCUGCUGCAGUCUGGGAAACAUCUAUGUUCAGCUGAAGGAUUACGAAAAAGCCCUUUUCUUCCCCUGUAAAGCGGCUGAACUUGUCAAUGAUUAUGGUAAAGGGUGGAGCCUCAAGUAUCGAGCCAUGAGCCAAUACCACAUGUCUGUGGCCUACCGGAAACUGGACCGCCUGGCGGACGCCAUGGAGUGCUGCGAGGAAUCCAUGAAGAUUGCUCUGCAGCACGGUGACCGUCCUCUGCAGGCUCUCUGCCUCCUAAACUUUGCAGACAUUCAUCGCUACAGGCAUGCUGUUGAUAAAGCAUUCCCUCGAUACGAUUCUGCUCUGGCCAUCAUGACUGAGAUCGGAAACCGCCUCGGGCAAACACAAGUGUACCUGGGAGUUGCAAAGUGCCAGCUUCUGAAGAAAGAACUUGAUAAGGCUCUUGAGUCUUUACAGCGAGCACAGGAGUUGGCAGAUGGAAUGGGAAACAAGCUGUGCACCCUGAAAGUCCACUGCCUGAGCGAAGGAGUCUAUCAAAGCCGCAAGCAGCAGGAAGAAGUCAGGGAGCAGGUGGUCAAGUUCCUGCAGUGCGUGGAGGAGCUCGAACUCUAUUGCGGCAUUUGUGGAGAGUCUAUCGGGGACAGAGACCAAAAACUGCAGGCCUUGCCCUGUUCCCACAUCUACCACCUCAAGUGUCUGCAGACAAACGGGACAAAGGGUUGUCCCAAGUGUUUCAAGUCCUCCAUGAAACCUGGAUUUGUUUGAUUUGGAAGGUGGCACUUUUGCAAUGGAUCCUGCAGACGCAGCACAAUCCUUCACAGGCUCCUGACUGAUUUCAGAAAAGCAGGCAGCCUCAAGGAGAGCUGAAGACGUUGAAAGGAGCAGAAGAUAACUGCUCUGUGUGAAGGACGCUGACCUGAACCGAAGGAGGUACCGAGUGCAGCUCAGAGGAGUCGGAUCAAGGCAUCCAUCUCAUUUGGACAUCAGUCCGAUGAUGGCAGGGGAGAUGCUGUGAAUCCGUCAACUUUCAAGAAAAACUGGAGAACCAACAUUUUGUUGCAGGAAAAAAAACUGUCAAAGCAACAGAACUUACUGUCUGUUUUAUGCAUGAUACCUAUCUUAAAUUUAUGAGCUAGAAAGUCGAAUUAAUCCCCCAAAAUUGUAGUCUCAAAGUUUAUAGUAAACAUUGGCGGUAGAUUAUCAUAUUACUACUAUUUUCAGAUAUUCAUUGUUGUAACGUUAAUGUACAUACCAAUUGUAGUGGUCAUUUUAUUUUUAAAGAGUUUUCCAUUUAUUAAAAGAAACUCUAAAUUCAUUCUGAAUUCAAUAUUCUAAUGCUAAUUUCUUGUUUGAUUUGCUUAUACUGUUUUAUAAAAUCUAGAAAUCUCUUAACUAUUCAAAAACUAGGAUGUCUUUACAAACCAGGUCAUAGAAACUGCUUCUGUAGAAAUUAAUUUUAUUGUAUUUUUUUCUGGGAAACUCUCAUGUCAACACAACAGGAAAUGUCUUUAUUGGUUGGGUUUUUUUGACCAAUCACAAAGUUACUCAGCUUUCUGGGGGAAAAAAGUACACACACACAUUUUACUUUGAUGUAUCUCAUUUUUGUAUAUUCACUUUCAAUGGCAUUAAGAGAGAACGCUCUCACUGGAACAAUUUUAUCAGUGAGCAUGUUUUAUUUGUGAUGCUGAUCAUCAACACAAUCCUGUCAUUAUUUAUUACAAUGUUACUAUUUCUUAAUAGUUAUUGAGUGUUUACCAAUAAUAUUCCAUAUAAUUUAUUAAACAGCUACUUUUAUGAGACUUUUUGAUUUAAGGGGGAUAUAUCAAACCUGCCUUGGUUCACACAAAUACUGAUAUGUUUAACUGUAGUAUAAAUAUGGCCAUUUUUAAUGGUAUUGUUAAUUAAUAUCUGUUGUUUUUGUGAUAAGAAAGAACACGUCUUGAAUAUUUAGAUCUGAUUUUGAAGUACACAGAAUGUUGCAAAACUGAGACUAACUUUAUUCUCGACUUUAUUAAGGAGAGACCACUGCACAGGCACUUCUAUUUCUCAUUUAUUUUGCCUCAGAGAUCUCUGCAGUUAAAAAAAUGUUUUCUAUCUGAAUUAACCUGUACGGAGCCUUCUCCAUUGUUCAUUUUUGCUCUGAAUACAGGAAAAGUUGCCAUUCAAGAGUCGAAACUACCUCUGUUUUUGCUGCCAAGUGUCAGUCACUUCAGUCACCUCACAGCUGUAAAAUCCAUUCAACACAUUUUUCUAAAUGACUGUUUUCUGGUUUGGAUUCUGACUGGAAUGCAUUAUUGUAUUUAUGCUUUUUUGUCAAACCUUGUUAUUUGAAAGCUAAAAUGUUUCAUAAUGGAAAAUAAAAAAAAGGCCUAAAAAUAAAAGUGUUAGCACAUAAUAUGAAUUUGUCACAUGUGGAGAAGGAGCAUAUGAACUUGGUAGGAACAUCUUUCAGGACAUUUAUGUCAGAAGUAUGUAAAGCUGUAAACCUGUCCUUCUGGUUCAUCAACCUUUACUGGAUUCAGUUCUUUG